AUGACGUCCCACGAUGCCAGCCGCUCCAAUGCCACGGUUCCAGCGGCCAUGCGCGGCCUCACCAAGCAACAGCGGCGCAAAUUCUUCCGCCGCAGGGGAGGACAAGACCACGAGACCGAGCCACGUUCCAAGCGAGGUUUGGAGAAGACACCAGAGGAGGCGGCAGAAGCCCAUUUCCGGGCAUUGCGCAGAAGAUGUGGUGUUCCAGACACCGGUGUGCCUCGUUUCUUCGAGCCGGUGUUUCCCUGCAACUCGGAUGCCAAGAAGCGCUGGUCCUACCGUGCCAGCACUCUUCAAGCAGCUUAUGCGCAGAGGGUCGAGUGGACAGCUACAGAGAAGCAGCUGCUUCAACGGGCGCUACACGCCGAGCUUCAGGAGGCAGCGUUCCAGGAAGCCUUGGAGGACCUGGAAGACUCCAAGCCCGCCGCGCGUCAAAAGCGUCUCGUUCAGCUCGCGCAGCAAGUGCAGCAAAAGAGGCUUCGCGAGCUGCUCGCAGAGCGCGGCCAGGUUGAAUGGAAGAUUUUUCGAAUCGUUCUGCCGGCUGUCCAGCGAAGAAGAUGCGCCCAAACUCGCGAUUGUGCAUGA
Symbiodinium sp. CCMP2456 is the source of this 585-nucleotide messenger RNA. The record is from the annotation of a GenBank genome assembly. NCBI's taxonomy places the organism in Eukaryota, Dinophyceae, Suessiales, Symbiodiniaceae.